UACACCGCAGUCCCGCGGGUAGUAAUAAACUAGCUUUGGUACUAGACGGUUGUUUCUUUUGUCCGCCAUUACCUACAGACAUACCAUUCUGGCGACGAGGCGCACGCAACCCGCGCGUGAUUAGUAAAAGACAAUGAAUUAUAUCGGCAGUUUAACCGUAUUCGAUCAUAAAACACAAGAAUGGCAGGUGUUUUAUGGACGUUUGAACCAGUUUAUGAAGCUGAACAAAGUGACAGUGGAGAAUAAGUGUGCAUUACUUUUGACACAUUUAUCGGACGAAACCUACCGUCUGGCAAGGAACCUUGUACUUCCGAAUGAAUUGGAUACAGUCAAGUUCGAGGAGCUAGUGGAAAAACUCAACAACCAUUUUAGGCCGAAGAGGUCAACUUUAGUUGAUAGGGCGAAGUUUUAUGACGCAGCAAUAUUUGAUGGAGAAAGUAUCGAAAAUUGGGCGGCGCGGUUAAGAGGUCUCGCCGUAUAUUGUGAGUUUGAAGCUAAUAUGCUAGACACAUUGCUGCGAGAUAAAUUCGUUUUAGGCUUAAAAGUAGGCCGUGAACGCGACCGUCUUUUUGAACAAGAUUCUCGAACGCUAACGUUUGCAAAAGCGGUAGAAAUUGCUCAACAAGCGGCAUGUGCUCGUGCUGGAAGACCAAUCAGCACCGAUGGUGCAAGUUCAUCGCAAGCUGUCUUCAAAGAGGAGCCAGUUUACAAGGUACGAGAGCGGCGUAAAAAUGGCGCAGCGUCAUCGCGAGCAUCAAGUGACAGUGAGCGUUGUGAAGUGUGCGGAAUGAGAAAUCACCAAACAUCGCAAUGUAGGUUUAAAAACUGGAAAUGCAAAGGGUGUGGAUCACAAGGCCACUUAAUAAAAAUGUGCAGAAAUACUAAGGAAAGUGUGAAGUCCCAGUUGCAUAAUUUAGAGGUGGUUUCGGAUGAAAAUGAUGAUCACGACUGUAAGGAAUGCGAUAUGUUUAACAUGAGCUGAGCAGAAGUCAUCGGAUUUAACGGAUGUUUCAUCAGUAUCAUCACCCGAACCUGUAGACACCUUAAUUCCUAAUAUUGAGGCUUCGAAGAGUGACAAUCUAAAUUCAGAUGAUAAUGUGCCAAUUAGUGGUAACAGAGAUGAUGCUGAGGCAACACCUGAAGUUCAGGUACCCGUGCCCGAGUCUGAGCGUGCUCCUGAUUGCUUGAAAACUAACAUAGACGAGAUAUCUAAAUCUAAUCAAAGCUCGCCCGGACGUCCCGAAAGAAGAAGGAAAAUAGUAGAUUAUAGGAAGUACUUUUAAGUUUAUUUUAGAGUAGUUUUUAUGUUAGAUCUAGUUUUUAAUUAUUACCUAUUGUUUUAGAGCCUUAAGUAAGGAUGGAGGAAUGUGAUAUAUACACGUACACCGCAGUCCCGCGGGUAGUAAUAAACUAGCUUUGGUACUA
Molecule: messenger RNA, 1425 nt
Organism: Pararge aegeria (speckled wood butterfly)
Lineage: Eukaryota; Metazoa; Arthropoda; Insecta; Lepidoptera; Nymphalidae
Exons: 2
Coding region: 134-982 (282 amino acids)
Molecular function (GO): nucleic acid binding; zinc ion binding
Source: RefSeq, a predicted model, not a curated record